Messenger RNA from Trichoderma citrinoviride, 906 nucleotides. RefSeq names its product glycoside hydrolase family 16 protein. Gene Ontology annotation, biological process: glucan catabolic process. Lineage: Eukaryota; Fungi; Ascomycota; Sordariomycetes; Hypocreales; Hypocreaceae. Gene Ontology annotation, molecular function: hydrolase activity, hydrolyzing O-glycosyl compounds. The coding region runs from base 1 to 906 and encodes 301 amino acids. The record is from RefSeq and is a predicted model, not a curated record. The transcript is spliced from 2 exons.
AUGUACGCCCCUCGGAGUACUCAGUACACUCUGAACGUCGUCUAUGACCAGACCAACUUCUUUUCCAGCUUCGACUUCUUCAGCGAGGCCGAUCCCACACACGGCUUCGUCCAAUACGUCGAUGCCCAGACGGCCAACUCCCUGGGCCUCGCCGGAACCUCUUCGGGAGGCAUCUUCAUGGGCACCGACUCCACGACGCAAAACCCGCCCGGCGGCCGCAAGUCAGUCCGCGUGACUUCGCAGCAACAGUUCACCCACGGCCUCUUCGUUGCCGACAUCGCCCACAUGCCGGGCAGCAUCUGCGGAGUCUGGCCUGCCUUUUGGAUGGUCGGCCCCGACUGGCCGAACUCGGGCGAAAUCGACAUCAUCGAGGGCUUCAGCACGCAGACGACCAACUCAAUCACCCUCCACACGUCCGCAGGCCUCACCGUCAACAACGAGGGAUCCGACCCGUCCACCAGCCUGCUGGGGAGCGACUGUGGCCCCAGCAGCACCAACGCCGGAUGCGGCCAGAAGACAACGGACAACCAGAACUACGGCGAUGGCUUCAAUGCCAUCGGCGGAGGCGUCUAUGCCACCGAGUGGACGUCCGACCACAUUGCCGUCUGGUUCUUCCCGCGAACAAACAUCCCCGCCGACGUCAAGUCCAGCGCACCGAACCCCGACAACUGGGGCGCUCCACUGGCCAAGUUCUCCGGCGGCAACAUCGACGGCUUCUUCAAGAACAACCAGAUUGUCUUCAACACGGCCUUGUGCGGCGACCUGGCUGGCAAUCUAUGGACGUCGGACCCGGAGUGUUCCGCCUUGGCGCCUACGUGCGAAGACUAUGUUGCCAACAAUGCGGCGGCCUUUGAGGAGGCUUUCUGGAUUGUCAACUCGGUCAGCGUUUACAAUCAGGCUCAAUAA